Molecule: messenger RNA, 1479 nt
Organism: Necator americanus (New World hookworm)
Lineage: Eukaryota; Metazoa; Nematoda; Chromadorea; Rhabditida; Ancylostomatidae
Exons: 16
Coding region: 1-1479 (492 amino acids)
Biological process (GO): protein phosphorylation
Molecular function (GO): protein tyrosine kinase activity; ATP binding
Source: RefSeq, a predicted model, not a curated record
AUGACAUCGAUAUCGCUCCUACCGUUGUUUGUGAUGUUGAUAAUGUUUCUGUUCCUAACCGGUCUCACUUCCAAGCAACUUCACCCCGAAGGAGGUAUAGAAGGCCUCAUUCGUGAGGUGAAAAAAAGAGCGCGAAAGUCAAGGAGUGUGUCUGAAGAAAAUCUUGAAGUGGUCAAUGUGGAAGAACAUAAAUUGGAUUAUUGGCAUGGGUUUAUUCCUAACGAAGAUACGGCGUUGAUACUCAAAAAUGAUGGCGACUUUCUCAUCAGGUUGUUAAUGGAAGAACCUAAGCCAAUUUGUAUCUCGGUUAGAGAAGGAGCAAAGGUGUACAACGCAAUUGUUAAUCGAACUGAAACCGGAGGGUUCGAACUGGCAGGCAUAGAAUAUCCUUCGAUCAAAACAAUGGUAGAUGAGUUGCAGGUUCGGAAGAGACCUAUUCAAAUCGAUGGUGCUCAGGUGGUUCUGAACUGCCCAGUACGCCGGAAACAGUGGGAGUUAAAACAUUGCAUGAUAACAUUAGGUAAACGUCUUGGAAAAGGCUCUUAUGGAAGCGUCUACAAGGGAAUAUUACGCAAAGAUCGCCAAACCAUUGACGUAGCUGUGAAAGUUUUGAGCGACAUGAGCCCCGAGAAUUCCUAUGCUUUAUGGAAGGAGGCUCGAGUGAUGCAAAUGUAUGAUCAUCCACAUGUGGUUCGGAUGUAUGGUGUAGCGAACGAUACAGAGCCGUAUUACCUUGUGAUGGAAUUGGUUUCGGGUGGAGCGUUAAACGAUUUUCUCAAAAAGAAAGGGAGGCAUGCUAAGACCAGCAAAAGGGUACAGAUCUUGUACGAAGCAUCUCUUGGAAUAGAAUAUCUGCACAGCAGAGGAUGUAUCCAUAGAGAUAUCGCAGCGAGAAACCUACUACUUGACAAGGUCGUGAAGGUUGCUGACUUUGGUCUUACGAGGAAAUCAAAGUCUUACAAGGUUAAUCCGGACAAACCCAUGAAUUUGAGAUGGUUAGCACCUGACGUGUACCAUACUGGCAUAGUCGAAAAACACACGGAUGUGUAUGCGUUCGGAAUAACAAUGUGGGAAGUGUUCCAGAUCCCUUAUCAGAUACCGUACCGCGAAUGGAAUGCAGAUGAGGUCUAUCAAAACGUCGUUGAUGGCACCUAUCGGCUCAGCCCACAAGACAUAAUGCCUACCGAUGUUGCAAGUUUGUUCAGAGAGUGCAUAGCUGAACCGCAGUUGAGACCAACAUUCAAGUCCAUAGUGUUAUUUCUAAAGGAAGGCAGUGUCGGAACUGUGACAUGGCUUGCUAUUUUGCUGUUCUAUAAUGUACCAGUUGAACGUACAGCAAUCUGCACCUACAAAAUUAAUGCUUUCUGUUCAAACAACCUGGACUACCAUUUGGAAACUCCUAAGAAACUCCUAGAAAGCAGCUAUAUCAACACGACAACGCAAUAUGUUUUAUUACUCUCUGUUGUAUUUCGAUGUUGA